Messenger RNA from Ochotona princeps (American pika), 4878 nucleotides. It is a transcript of the gene GOLGA3, whose product is annotated as golgin A3. The record is from RefSeq and is a predicted model, not a curated record. Lineage: Eukaryota; Metazoa; Chordata; Mammalia; Lagomorpha; Ochotonidae. The coding region runs from base 467 to 4801 and encodes 1444 amino acids. The transcript is spliced from 24 exons.
UUGUCUGGCCUCCUGUCAGAGUGGUUCCCAAACGUCUGAAGUUGUAUUUCUGGGUGGGCCGUGGUCACAUUCCGAAGUCCGCCUUGGGCCGGUCGGGGGUCAGCGCGCGUGGACCCCGCCGCAGGAAAAGGCUUGGGCUGAGUGCAGCUGCUGUCAAGCCGGAGAGGACGUUUUCUCCUCCGGAACGGAGGCAGCGCGCACGCUGUUUCCGGGGCCCGGAGUGGGACCCGCCCCGCGAACGGCCACGUCUCAACGGGCGGCGGGCUCGGAUUGCUGCCGUGGGGCCCGAGCGCCGGGUGUAAUGAUAGCCCUCAGUUGAACUUCGUACCUCUAAGUCCUAACCUGAACAUGGAAACCAGAAUGAGGGUUCUGCCCAGAUCGCAGUGCUGCUUUUGAUAGCAGAAGCCAGACUUACCUGCAGUUCCUUGUGGCUCUCCACACUGGCUCAUCCUUUGUCACUCUGAUCAUGGAUGGUGCAUCAGCUAAGCAGGAUGGCCUCUUGGAGGACAGACCCAGCAGUGACAACGCUGCUUGUCCCAAGGGCUCCCUGGCACUGCCCGACCAGCAGGACGGAGCCCAGCGGGCCAGUGCCGAGGCAAGCAGAGCUUCCAGUGGAGAAGGAAGCCCCCAUGGACCUGGGCAAGAUGGCCUCUGUCAGAACGGGCCAACACUGCACUUCUCAGACCCUCCAUUGCCUCUCGAUUCCACCCCAAGCCCAGUGGGUCCUGAUGCCUCUCCAGGCUCCAUGGAGUCUUUGCUGCUGACGGAAGAAGAGGAGCAGGGACGACUUGAGGCUCGCAAGCGGCUGGAAGAGCAGCUUCAGCAGUACAGAGUGAAACGCCAGAAGGAGCGGUCCAGUCAACCUUCAAAAACGAGGCUUUUUAGCACACUUGAUCCUGAACUCAUGUUAAACCCAGAAAACUUACCAAGAGCCAGUACCUUGGCUAUGACAAAAGAAUAUUCCUUCCUGCGUACCAAUGUCCCACGGGGGCCAAAAGUGGGCAGCUUAGGGCUCCUGGCACAUUCUAAGGAGAGGAAAAGUUCCAAAGCAAGCAAAAUACGCUCUCUGGCUGAUUACAGAGCUGAAGACUCUGAUGCUGGGAGUCCUGUUGGCAGUCUCCCAGCCAGUGACUCCAACAGGGCCUCUCUGAGACCUAGCAGAAGUAGUGCAGUGGCCCUUGUGUCUGAGAUCAGCCUGUCUCCUGACGCCGACGACCCUAUGGAAAAUGCCUCCCUGACUGGGGACAGCGUAUCUGAGGCCGAUGGCAACGAGAGUGACAGCUCCUCCUACAGCAGCACCUCUGCUCGCAGGACCCAUGCCGUCCUGGGAAGCCCGUCGGUUACUCAGAGAGCAUCCUAUGUGAUCAAUGGACAGGAGUUUGCUGCAGAUACCCUAGGCCACUUUCCUUCCAUUAAGGAUGUACUGCAGGCUGCUGCUGCUGAGCACCAAGACGAGGGUCAGGAUGUCAAUGGGGAGGUGCGGAGCCGGAGAGACAGCAUGUGCAGCAGUAUAUCAAUGGAAAGCUCAGUCGCUGGAACUCAGGAUGAAAUGUUGCAGGUUCUUAAAGAAAAAAUGAGACUUGAAGGACAGCUGGAAGCUGUAACACUGGAGGCUAGUCAGGCACUGAAAGAGAAGGCCGAGCUGCAGGCCCAGAUGGCCGCCCUGAGCACGAGGCUGCAGGCGCAGGUGGAGCACAGCCGCAGCAGCCAGCUGAGGCAGGACUCGCUCAGUUCCCAAGUGGACACCUUGAAGCAGUCCUGCUGGGAUCUGGAGCGGGCCAUGGCUGACCUGCAGAACACUCUGGAAGCCAAAAAUGCCAGCCUAGCUUCCUCAAACAGCGACCUGCAGGUGGCAGAGGAGCAAUACCAGAGACUCAUGGCCAAAGUUGAGGACAUGCAGAAGAACAUCCUCAGUAAAGACAAUACAGUGCAUGACCUCCGGCAGCAGAUGACGGCCCUGCAGAGCCAACUCCAGCAGGUACAGCUGGAACGUACAACCCUGACCAGCAAGCUGAAGGCCUCCCAGGCUGAAAUCUCAUCCCUGCAGAAUGUCCGGCAGUGGUAUCAGCAGCAGCUUGCUCUGGCUCAGGAGGCCCGGGUCAGGCUGCAGGGAGAGAUGGCCCACAUCCAGGUUGGACAGAUGACCCAGGCAGGUCUCCUGGAGCACCUGAAGCUUGAGAACGUGUCCCUGUCACACCGACUGGCAGACACACAACAGAGGUCCAUCAAGGAAAAGGAGCGUGUGGCUGCCCAGCUUCAGAGCAUUGAGGCUGAUCUGCUGGACCAGGAGGCAGCCUUUGUGCAGAUCCAGGAGGCCAAGACAAUGGUGGAGGAGGAUCUCCAGAGAAGGUUGGAAGAGUUUGAAGACGAGCGGGAGCAGCUGCAGAAGGCAGCAGAUGCCGCGGCUUUCUUGGAACAGCAGUUGGACCAGGUGAAGUUGACGUUGCAACAGCGAGACCAGCAGCUGGAGGCUUUGCAACAGGAGCACCUGGCUGUGAUGCAGCAGCUCACUUCCACGCAGGAGGCCCUGCAGGCCAAGGAGCAAUCCCUGGGGGACCUGCAGACUCAUUAUGAGGAGCUGCAGGCCAGGCUGGAAGAGCUGCAGGGAGAGGCCACCUCCAAGGAGGACACAAUCCGCUUCCUACAAAAUGAAAAGAUUGUCUUAGAGGUAGCCCUGCAAGCAGCCAAGAGCAGCAUGGAAGAAUUUGACCAAGGAGCAAAACGCUUGGAAGAAGGCACUGAAGGAACAUCAGAAAUUCUAGAACACUUAAGACAAGAACUGGCCAUCAAGUCCGGUCAGGUGGAGCACAUGCAGCAAGAGACUGCGGCUGUGAAAAAGCAGAUGCAGAAGAUAAAAGAACAGUUUCUUCAGCAAAAGGUGAUGGUGGAGGCUUACCGGCGGGAUUCAACUUCCAAAGACCAGCUCAUCAGUGAACUGAAAGUCACCAGGAAAAAGCUGGACUCAGAGAUGCAGGAACUAAGGCGAGACUUGAUUAAAGCACAAGGGGAGAAGAGGGCUGUGGAGGGGGAGCAGGCACGCUUGCAGAAGGAAGUGUCUCAGGUCCACCAGCAGAUGGCCGACCUGGAGAUGCAGCUGCAGUCAGCGCAGACGGAGCGAGAUGCGAUGGAGACACAGCUACAGUCCCUGCAGCUGGAUAGUGAGCGCAUGGCGGCGCUUUCAGAGGCCAACGAGGCACUACAGAAGCAGGUGGAAGAGCUGCAGCAGGAAGCCCAGAAGGCCAUCACAGAGCAGAAGCAAAAGAUGAAGCGCCUGGGCUCAGACCUGACCAGUGCCCAGAAGGAGAUGAAGACGAAGCGCAAGGCAUAUGAGAACGCCGUGAGCAUCCUCAGCCGCCGCUUGCAGGAGGCACUCACUGCCAAAGAGGCCGCAGACGCAGAGCUGAGCCAGCUCAGAGCCCAGAACACCAUGGGUGGCAACGACCCCAUGCUACAUGAAAGGAUCCAGGCCCUCGAGGUAGAACUGCAGAGUGUGAGCCACAGCAAGCUGCUGCUGGAGAAGGAGCUGCAGGAGGUGAUUGCCACAACCAGCCAGGAGCUGGAAGAGUCCCGGGAGAAGGCACUGGAGCUGGAGGACGAGCUUCAGGAAUCCAGAGGCUUUAGGAGGAAGAUAAAGCACCUUGAGGAGUCCAAUAAGAAGCUGGCCCUUGAGUUAGAGCACGAGAGAGGAAAGCUCACAGGUCUCGGACAGUCCAACGCAGCUCUGCGGGAACACAACAGCAUCUUGGAGACGGCCUUAGCCAAGAGGGAGGCAGACCUAGUCCAGCUGAAUCUUCAGGUACAGGCAGUUUUACAGCGGAAGGAAGAGGAAGACCACCAGAUGAAACAGCUUGUCCAGGCCCUGCAGUCUGCCCUAGAGAAAGAAAAGACAAAAGUGAAGAACCUCAAGGAGCAGGUGGCUGCUGCUAAGGCAGACGCUGGGCAUAACCGCCGCCACUUCAGGGCUGCCAGCUUGGAGCUGAGUGAGGUGAAGAAGGAGCUACAGGCCAAGGAACAUCUGGUGCAUACGUUGCAGGCCGCCACCACCGGACUCCAGGCACAGGAGGGUAAGCACCGCCAAGAAGUUGCACAGUUCCAGGCAGAGCUGGCAGAGGCCCGGACCCAGCUUCAGCUCCUGCGCAAGCAACUUGAUGAGCAGCCAAGCCGGCAGGCCACGGAAGACCAAGAGAUGGAGAAUCUCAAAUGGGAAGUGGCUCAGAAAGAAAGGGAAAUCCAGUCCUUGAAGCAACAGCUGGACCUGACUGAGCAGCAGGGAAGGAAGGAGCUGGAAGGGACACAGCGGCUGUUGCAGAAUAUCAAGUCUGAGUUGGAGAUGGUACAGGGAGACCUGUCCUCGACCCAGAAGGAUAAAUUUGUGCUUCAAACGAAAGUGUCUGAGCUGAAGAACAGCAUGAAGACCCUACUGCAGCAGAACCAGCAGCUACAGCAGGACCUGCGCCGCAGCACGACAAAGACGAGAAAAGAGCUGAAAGGUGAGGCCAGCUCAUCCAGCCCUGCGACGCCCAUCAAGAUCCCAGACUGCCCUGUCCCAGCUUCUCUGCUGGAGGAGCUCCUGAGGCCCCCACCUGCUGUGAGCAAGGAGCCCCUCAAGAACCUCAACAGCUGCCUCCAACAACUCAAGCAGGAGAUGGACAGCCUGCAGCGCCAGAUGGAGGAGCACACCAGCACUGUGCACGAGUCCCUGUCUUCAUGGACUCAAAUGGGAGCCCACCUUGCAGAGCCAGCUGCUGCCAGCCCUACCCCCAGGGACGACACAGACACGCAGCCUGAGCUGAGAUCGUGAGGAAGGACUGGACAGCAACCACUCCCUGCGUGGGACUGCAGAGGAGGCUUCUGUCAAUAUUAUUUAUUUGAUUGUGU